This is a messenger RNA of Brachypodium distachyon (stiff brome), 1230 nucleotides long. RefSeq lists its product as uncharacterized. The record is from RefSeq and is a predicted model, not a curated record. Gene Ontology annotation, molecular function: protein binding. Bases 1 to 1230 code for a protein of 409 amino acids. Lineage: Eukaryota; Viridiplantae; Streptophyta; Magnoliopsida; Poales; Poaceae. The transcript has a single exon.
AUGAGCGCCAACAACCCUAGCCCUAAUCCGUUCCUCUCCCUCGGGCUCCCAAACUCAACCGCCCCAAUCAUCCGCCAUGGCUCGUCCUCACCAACUCCGGCGCUGCCGCUGCACGAUGACGACCACGAAGAAGAUCUCAACCUAGCUCUAACUCUCGCGCUCCCCAACCCUAGCCGCAUCCACCAGCACGGCUCGUCAUCCCCCCUGGAGGACGACGACCUCCUCCGCGAGAUCCUCGUCCGCCUCCCCCCAAACCCUUCCUCCUUCCCUUUCACCUCCCUCGUCUCCAGCCGCUGGCUCCGGCUGGUCUCCGACGCCCGCUUCGCCCGCCGCUUCCGCCUCCGCCACCGCCGAAGCUCUCCCGUCUUGGGUCUCUUCACCAAGAACCCCCGACGGGGGCAAAUCGCUUACGUCCUUACCCAGGGCACCCCACUCCCCAUGGGGCCCUUCCCGCGCUUGUGCGAAUACCCCUGUUUCAGAGAACACUUCGAUCUCCUCGGCUGCCGCCAUGGCUUCCUGCUAGUCCUCCGCCCUUACCGGAACAAGUUCCUAGUGUGGGACAUCAUUAGCAGCCGCAAGCACCGCAUCGACAUACCCCCCGGGAUGGAGAUGCGGCGAUGGGACAGGUUCCCGGCCGACCCGGGCUUUGAAGAGGGUGCUACCAUGACCAACAUCACCACGAUUAGCGGGGCGGUGCUUCGUGCCACCGGAGAUGGAGACGGCGACGACGACGGUGGCCACUUCAAGGUGGCCAUGGUAGGCACCGACGAGACACAGAAUACAAGGCUGCUCGGUUGUGUUUACUUGUCGGAGACUGGCGUGUGGGGUCAGGUUGUCUCGACGCCGCCUCCACCCGAGAAUGCUGUGCCCGCUGGGUGUCUUCCGGACAGGCCUGCCGUUCUGCUUGGAGAUUGCCUUUAUUGGUUGCUUAUUUAUAAUCUUGGCAUCCUCGAGUUUGAUCUGGGAAGGCAGACCCUAAAUUUGAUAGCGGCGCCGGUGGAUAUGUCUUCCAAGAGCAUCAUGGUUAUGCCGGCAGCAGAAGGAGCCGGUUGGCUUGGUUUCCUUGUCCUGACAGACAUAGGCACCGCCCAAUUCUGGAAGAGGAACAUGACCGAUAGUGCUUCAUCAUGGGUGCUAGGAACAAGCAUUGAACUGGGCAGUAUAAUCUACUUCCCCUGGCUCCAGCUGGAACAGAGGGUGGCUCCAGGAAUUUUCAUAUCAGGGUGCUAG